Messenger RNA from Lineus longissimus, 1678 nucleotides. RefSeq lists its product as uncharacterized. The transcript has 3 exons. NCBI's taxonomy places the organism in Eukaryota, Metazoa, Nemertea, Pilidiophora, Heteronemertea, Lineidae. Bases 229 to 1155 code for a protein of 308 amino acids. The record is from RefSeq and is a predicted model, not a curated record.
GAUACUAUUAACUUAACUAUUGAAAACGUAUGCUCGGCUCAUAUCUCAGUCUCCAAGUUUCGAACUGUCACUGGCCCAAAACGAUAGAUUGGACGCUCGUGUCAUCCUUGCCGUCUGAUCUGAUCUAAACAUAAUCGUUCUCAACUGAUUAGACAAAGGCUUCUGUAUUCUGAACAUGUUGGGAUAUCGAUAACGACGACUGGAAAGGAUUUCAAUACCUGAUUCAUCAUGAACCAUGAGAUACACCGAGCCCGGGAUCGCCUUCAGACGCUGACUCCCAUCAUUGAAGAGAAGUCCUUCUUCAGUCUCGAAAGUCUAAGAACGCCCUCGCCGGGAAAUGGUGCCAGCUCUCCAGACAAGGCAAAGGGAAAGAACGUCCGUCUCCCACCCAUAGAAGAUACUGAAAACGAUGAUCCGCCCCGUCUCCCCCGUCCGUCUCGAAUGCCUUCAGAACUUGAUUCCCUCAUCAGCGGGUACUUGAGUCAAACAGUAAAUCCAAAACCAACAGCGUUCAUCGGUUACGACCCGACCUUAUAUUGCAAAUGUUGUGAACCUAUCAACAAUGUCAGCCAAAUACGCUUGAAGGAAUUUAGUAGUGGGUUUCUUUCUCCUGCUGAAGAACCAGACGCGUUUGGACAUUACAAGGCGAAGGAUAAACCAAAAAUUGGUUCGACUUCGGCAGGAGAGCAGCGGCGGGAUGCAAAUGCUGGUGGUAAUCGGGCAAGUUUUGGGCCAAGUGAUGCGAAAACACUAAUGGAAAGACAAAGGACUUAUUACAACGACAACAAUGCACACGCGCAUCAACCAUUUCAUGUCGCCAUCCCUGAUCACCAACCACAAGCACAAUAUUUAAACUCUGAUAUACAGCGCUAUGUGCAUAACCCUCGGAUAUACGUCGAUACUUCAAAGGCUCACGUGCCCUCUUCCUUCAGGAUGGAACGCAAAUUUCCUCAGCCCGAGACGCCCCCUUUUGACCAAAGACGCUCCGAUUUGCAGUCUAUGAACACUGUCAUGGACGCAGCGUCAAAGUAUGACAACAGUAUGCAGGCUUUAGAGGGCACCAUUAAAAAUCUCCGGAGUGGUCGGAAGGUGAUAAUAGACGAAAUGGAGAAUACUUAUCGACACUUCGAUAAGUUUUCAGGGAGCAUCAUAUAAUUCAAAAGUUAAAUCGUCUCCAUUCUAACCGAAACGGAGUGGUCUGACAUUAUAGAUUAUCGGCCUAGUUAAUGCAUCCAAUGUCAAACAUUUCGUAUCAGUUUUGUAACAAGCUUUUGUGAGAGGCAUGAGGUCGACUCUGUUGAAUCCAAAAGAGAAGUCGUCGAGGAGAUGUCUUUUACAAAACAGUGUCAAAAGCAUUAGAAGUGCCAAGACAGUAUGCAUAAACUUUUGAAUGUCUUUCUAUAAAAGAGUUCCUGUCCUUGAUAUAUGCAUCCAUGAAAUCUUUGCGCUGGCUUUUGAGGUUUGCCUGUCGCAUUCUUCUCCUCUCUUAACCCACUUGACGGGGCCGGCAAGAAAAAAAAACCGCAUGGCACAAAUUGUAUAGUUGUCAUCAACUUUUCAAAUAGAGAGACAGAGAGGUCUCAAAGGGCCCUCACUGACUUGGUUCAGGCCCUAAGUUGUUUUGAAAAGCUUUUCGAAAUAAAUGUAACAGAAAUACGAUUGACUGGACGGCUAAUAA